Messenger RNA from Staurois parvus, 1413 nucleotides. The record is from the annotation of a GenBank genome assembly. Lineage: Eukaryota; Metazoa; Chordata; Amphibia; Anura; Ranidae.
AUGGGAGCUGCAUGCCUGGUUGGCCACCCUCGUAUUUUUUCUUGCUUUGUUUGUCCCAGUUUCCUGUCCUUUUUAGGAGCCAAAAUAAUAAAUGCAUUUUUAUUUCAUUUCAGUGGCCAAUUUGCUAUUGUACGGAAGUGUCGGGAACGUGCGACAGGAAUAGAAUAUGCAGCCAAGUUUAUUAAGAAGCGUCGUUUGUCAUCCAGCCGCAGAGGUGUGAGUCGGGAGGAGAUUGAGAGAGAGGUGGACAUCUUAAAAGAAAUUCAGCAUCCAAACAUCAUCACGCUGCAUGAUGUGUUUGAGAAUCGCACUGAUGUGAUUUUGAUAUUGGAGUUAGUAUCAGGAGGAGAACUCUUUGACUUCUUAGCACAAAAGGAAAGCUUGAGUGAAGAAGAAGCCACUAUGUUUUUAAAACAAAUCCUUGAUGGGGUCCACUACUUGCAUCACAAGAGCAUUGCCCAUUUUGACCUCAAGCCUGAAAACAUUAUGUUGCUGGACCAGAGCAGCCCAAACCCACGAAUUAAACUCAUAGAUUUUGGAAUUGCACACAAAAUCCAAGCGGGAAAUGAAUUCAAAAAUAUAUUUGGAACACCAGAAUUUGUUGCUCCUGAGAUAGUAAAUUAUGAACCUCUCGGUCUAGAGGCAGAUAUGUGGAGCAUUGGAGUUAUUACUUACAUCCUCCUGAGUGGAGCAUCUCCCUUCUUAGGAGAGACAAAGCAGGAAACGCUGACCAAUAUCUCUGGUGUUAAUUAUGAUUUUGAUGAGGAAUAUUUUAGCAAUACAAGUGAACUUGCAAAAGAUUUUAUCCGAAGAUUACUGGUCAAGGAUCCCAAGAAACGGAUGACAAUUGAUGAGAGCUUAGAACAUUCAUGGAUUAAGGCAAUAAGACGCAGGAACGUGCGCCAUGAAGAUAGUGGAAAACGCCCUGAGCGCCGGAGAUUGAAGACAACAAGACUGAAGGAGUACACAAUUAAAUCCCACUCAAGCAUGCCUCCUAAUAACACUUAUGUGAACUUUGAAAGAUUCAGUCAUGUGCUUGAGGAACUAGGGGCAGCCGAGGACGCAUUGCGGGAGCUGCAGAAAAGCCAAAAUACGUCCCGUGAGGAUCUUUGUGCCCUGCAUUCCAUUUAUGAGGAAAAAGAAAGCUGGUAUCGGGAACAACAGGAAGGUGUCACACAACAACUCAUGGGACUUCGGCAGGAGCUCCAGCGUGGUGAAGGGCAACGUUGCCAGGUUCAGGAAGAUAUAAGGAGUGCAAUGCUUGUUGUGAAUGGCUUGAAGAGAAGAAUGGGACGUCUAGAAAAUAAAUAUGAAGCAUUGGCUGCCCAAGUCAGUGCAGAGAUGAGCUUUGUUGAAGAGCUUUUAAAAACAAUGGAGAGGCCAGAAGAUGAAGGUGUUCGGGGCGUCUGCUAG